Molecule: messenger RNA, 1774 nt
Organism: Pecten maximus
Lineage: Eukaryota; Metazoa; Mollusca; Bivalvia; Pectinida; Pectinidae
Product: mesenchyme-specific cell surface glycoprotein-like
Exons: 11
Coding region: 313-1725 (470 amino acids)
Molecular function (GO): protein binding
Source: RefSeq, a predicted model, not a curated record
AACUCUCGUUCAUUCCAAAUCCUUUGCCGCGCCUAUUCACAGAUACAAUCAUGAGGAGCUUACUGGUUUUCAUCUACUUGGCCACCAGUUCUCUCGCCCAAAAUUUAUAUAUGGAAAAUAUUGGCUACCUGAACUUACCAGACUGUUCCGUUGCUAACAUUAACAUGUUUGCCGAUUCAGCAGUAAAGGCGGCAUUUCAUGAGGCUACCCGGAUGUUGUACGUCGCAGGUGACAAGUGCGUUCAUGUUGUUGACAUUGGAGAUCCCACAUCACCUGUCCGCCUAAAGACCCAAUAUUUUACUGACGGUAUUGAUGGGAAAUUUGGUGGACAUUGAAAUCUGUGGAGAUACUAUAGCAGUUUUGGUCGAGGGCCCGCUCCCUCUCGGAGAAGGUCAUGUUUACCUAUGUGAUCGCUACCAAUCGGUCAGUGACUCCUUCGAUUGCACGAAGCAGAACAGAAUUAUAGUGGGCGAGUCACCAAAGAGCUUUAAAUACACCAGUGACUGCGAGAAGCUGAUAGUUGCCAAUGAAGGCCGUGCUGGGUUGUUAAAUGGGGUGUUCACAGAUCCCGUAGGAACGGUGUCCAUCAUUGACAAACGAUUGGCGACUGCAGGAGCUCCCUGUACCAGGGAACUCUCAUUCAACUACUUCGACAGUCGCACCAUCGAUUUCUUGACCAAAGGUUUGCGUUGGACUUACCGUGGUGACCAUAACAACGGUAUCGUCACGACGUUUUCACAGGACUUAGAGCCAGAAGGUAUCGCCAUCAGUGACGACAACACCAGGGCAUACGUCACAUUGCCGGAAGCUAAUGGAAUUGCAGAGAUCAAUCUUGUCAACGAUAGUUGGUUAGACAUGUACGCCAUGGGAGUCAAGGACUGGAGCACACAGAUGCUAGAUGCUAGUGACAGUGAUGCUGGCAUCAACAUGGUCGCGAAUUAUGCCGUAAAAGGCAUGUACCAACCGACUGCUGCCGUCUACGUUCAGGGAAUGACGUCACAUUAUGUUGUGACUGCCAACACGGGUGCGAUGAGGACUUACACGAUGGCUGAACAGGGAGUGGACUACUCUGAUAACGGACGAGGACACACGCUGCUUUUUGACUCAAUAAUUGACGCACAAGAAAUUCCAGCAAAUCUGAUUCCUGACCUCAACAGCAACGCACGCCUUGGGCGAGCUCACAUGAGCGUUGUAGAUGGACGUAGUAUCAUCUCAGGGCUUAUCAGUGACAUUCACCUGUUCGGAGGGAGGGAUCUCGGCUUCUGGAACACCCUGUCACAGUCAUUCACAUACACUACAGGUGAUCAACUAGAGACUCGCGCCAAGGAUGACUUCCCGGCUGUUUUCAAUGGGGACUGUUCUGAUACAGCAUCGAGUCCUUCAGAUGAGAGUGACACGCGCUCUGAUGAUCUGGGCCCUGAACCUAACGUUCUUGCAGCAGGUCACUACAACUCUGUACCUAUCAUAGCUGCAGCAACACGAAAUGGUCUCAUAUACCUCUACACUUUGUCAGUCAACACACCGACCUUCAAUAGUGUUUAUAGACUGGGAAACGUCACGGCUGAGUGGGGACAAGCUCAGGGGUCAGCAGCGGCAGGAGACGGGAUUAUUUCCGACAUGGGAAUCAUUCGCCAGAACAUCAUCAACAGCGACCCUCAUCCCUAUGUGUACGUCAUCAGUCGCGGAACUGGUUCAGUCAGUAUCAACAGGAUCGUCCAAACUUAAAUGUAGCCAUGUCAGUGACUUACCUAUUAAAGUAUUGUUUGUUAAGUAA